AGUCGGCCGUCGUCUGUCGUUAAAAGCAGCCACGUACACUCGCGUGCACUCCCGCUGGCAACUGUUGGCGAGUUUUGGUAUAGUCUCUAUUUUAGCUGAUAGUGUAAGAAGUUAAGAGCGAUCUUCGAUUGCCGUGAAGGAAAAGAUAUCAGCAUUUCCUUCCUCUGCGUGAAUCUCCCUCCUCUCUGCUCUGGAGCGGCCGCGAGGCUUCACUGCUCUCCACGUCGCUGCAACAUGAUCCUUGUUGAUGGCCUUCUCGCGGUGCCGCCUUUAUGGAGUAGCGCUGUCGCCCUGGGCCCCGCGAAGAGCGACUGGGAGCAGGAGCAAGAGCGGGAGCAGGUGGCAAGGACCCGAUUCAUCGCGUACGGCGUGGUCGCGCCCAUCACGGUCGCCGUGGGCAUCGUCGGCAAUCUCCUCACCAUCGUCCUCCUUCGCCAGCCGCAGUUCAGAGGGGUGACGUUCACCUAUUUCCUGGUACUUGCUCUGAGUGACCUGAUCUCCCUCUGCAUGUUCGUGUCCAUGAUGGUGCAUUUCCAGCACGAAGAGACGCUUUCCUUCUCCACGGCCGUGUGGUACGCGUACUUCGAGCUGUUUAUGGUCAACGUGCCCAUGAGCGUCUCCGUGCUGGUCGUGGUGUGCAUCACGGUGGACCGCUUCUACUCGGUGUGUCGCCCCACGCACUUCGCGGCCAUUCACACGGAGCGCUGCGCUAGGCUAGCCAUCGCAGGCUCAGUUGCCUUUGCAGUGCUGGUGUGGCUGCCUGUGUGCUUCCUCCUGCACCCGGUGGAGUGCGUCGAGCUCUCGUGCAGUCCGCCCGACAACCGGACGUGGUGGGCGGUGCGUUUCAACAACGAGCUGUUCCCUGAGGACUGGUAUCGCCCGUACGCGUGGGUAAGGCAGGUCUUGCUGGCCUUCAUCCCCAUCAUUCUUCUGGUCGUCCUCAACGCCCUCACUUUGAGAGGCUUUCUGCGGCUGCGGGCCAGGAGGGCCGAGAUGGCCAGGAGCUCCGCCAGUGGCAGCCUGCAGCUCACAGUCUCGUCCAGUGCGGAGGGAAGGCACCGCAAGGAGCAGCACCUCAUCCCGCUGCUGGUGGCCGUCAUGAUCACGUUCAGCGCGACCAUGCUGCCCUCGGGGAUAGUCGACGCAAUACAUACGGACGACCCUGAGGACGAGGCGACCUACGAGGUCUUCAGAGCCCUGGGAAAUAACCUCGAAGUCCUCAGCCAUGCACUCAAUUUCUACAUGUACAUCCUGUGCAGCAGGACCAUCAGAGUGGCGCUGAAGAACAUCUUUCGGCGCCGCCGGCAGGUCUCCCUCGCCAGAGCCUCCGUGUCAAGGGUGUUGAUUGCGGUCCAACAACUGACCAGGAAUGACGGGAGAGGAAAGACGCCCUCCGCGGAGCCCACAGGUACCGAAGAGGGGAGGCGGCGAGAGAAAGAGACUCAGGGUGUCGCUGCAGAGACAGCGUCGGAGAGAGACCUAGCACAGACAGUGUGACUGCGGGAGAACAUCUUUCCGUAGGAAGAGCAUCGAAGCAGUGAGGCGCUUCGUAGGUAUCAGGACCGCCCUAGGAAUUCCCAUCCUCACGGACAGACGCAGUGCAGCUGUGCUCAUGACGCAGGAGUGAAGACGGGAAACAGAUCCUCCUUGAAACUUGGCUAGAAUGCCCUCGGGCGCCACAGUGGCAGCUUUCCUCGUUUCCAAACUAAUCCCGUGAAUUCGUCUUUGUGAACGCUGGCAACGUCUGUCUCCUUCCCCUUUACGUGAAUAGGUAGCCGUGCGAGAAACAGCGAUACAGAUACAUGGGUGCAUGUACAAUACAGACUAUAUGCACUUUAUCAUGCUGCUUUAAUGUAAAUCAUUAAACCAAGUUUCAAAAAGA
Molecule: messenger RNA, 1882 nt
Organism: Penaeus chinensis
Lineage: Eukaryota; Metazoa; Arthropoda; Malacostraca; Decapoda; Penaeidae
Product: probable G-protein coupled receptor AH9.1
Exons: 4
Coding region: 235-1497 (420 amino acids)
Biological process (GO): G protein-coupled receptor signaling pathway
Cellular component (GO): membrane
Molecular function (GO): G protein-coupled receptor activity
Source: RefSeq, a predicted model, not a curated record